This is a messenger RNA of Morchella importuna, 4668 nucleotides long. RefSeq lists its product as uncharacterized. Bases 1 to 4668 code for a protein of 1555 amino acids. Gene Ontology annotation, cellular component: nucleus; chromatin. Gene Ontology annotation, biological process: DNA repair; mitotic sister chromatid cohesion; regulation of DNA-templated transcription. The record is from RefSeq and is a predicted model, not a curated record. Lineage: Eukaryota; Fungi; Ascomycota; Pezizomycetes; Pezizales; Morchellaceae. The transcript has 7 exons.
AUGGCCCGCUCCUCCCGCCCUCCCCCCGAGGAGGACGAAGACGAGCAGCAGCCGUCAAACGUGCUGCAAUUCAGCGACGCCCUCUCGUGGAAGGCGGGAAAGCCCAUCCCCACGGGCACGCUCAUCACGCGCCUCAAGGCACUCAGCAAGGAGCUCAUCGCGCUCGAGCAGGAGGCCGUCGACCGCGAGAGCCUGGCCACCCCCGCGCGCGAGCUCGUCAAUGUCGGUCUGCUCCAGCAUAAGGACCCCGGCGUCAAGGCGUAUGCGGCGUGUUGUCUCGCGGAUAUGCUUAGGUUGCAUGCGCCGGAUGCGCCGUAUACGGCGGUGCAGUUGAAGGAUAUAUUCGAGCUGUUUGUGAGGCAGCUGCGCGGGCUCGCGGACCCGGAGACGCCGUACUACCAGCAGCACCUGUACCUCCUCGAGUCGCUGGCGUCCGUAAAGUCCGUCGUGCUCAUCUCAGACAUCCCAAACAGCGAGGCGAUCACGCUCAAGAUCUUUACAAACUUCUUUGACCUCGCGCGCCCCGACGGGCCAAAGAACGUCGAGUACCAGAUGACCGACAUCCUCGUGCAGCUCAUCGAGGAGUGCAACUCCCUCCCCUCCGAGGUGGUCGACAUCAUUGUCGCGCAGUUCUUCCGCGCGAACCCCGCCGCGCUCGCGGCCAUCACGGCACGCGGGAAGCCCGCGGUGAAGGAGAUGAAGGGAAAGAAGGACGACGGCCAGACGAAGCUCAUUGCGCCCGUGCCGCCCCCGGCUUACAACAUGGCCAAGGCCAUCUGCAACCAGUGCGUCGACAAGAUGGCACGGCAGAUCUGCCAGUACUUUUCCGAGGUCAUCAUGGACGCCUCGCCGUCGGCGCGGCCGCGCAACAAGGGCGGCCGCCACACGUCAAUGAGCCCCGACUCGGACUCGGACGACCCGGCGCUGCACGAGCCGUCGCACGAGGACCUCCAGGAACUGCACAAGGCCCACCUGCUCGUCAAGGAGCUGUGGAAGGCCUGUCCGGCUGUGCUGCAGAACGUCAUCCCGCAGCUCGAGCAGGAGCUCAUGGCCGAGAAUGCGGAGAUUAGGGUGCUCAGCACGGAGACGAUUGGUGAUAUGGCGCUGACGGGCACGUUCGGCGCGAACGCGCCCGCGACGUGGAAGGCGUGGAUCGGCCGCGCAAAUGAUAAGAGUAGCGCGGUCCGCGCGAAGUGGGUUGAGGCUGCGGUGAGGAUCAUGAAGGAGCGAAACGACUUCAUGGCCGUGCAGCUCGUCGACCUCGUCGCGGUGAAACUGAACGAUCUGGACGACCGCGUGCGACUGUCGGCAUGCGUGUCCCUCGGCGAGCUCGACUACGCCAGCAUCACAACCAAGCUCGGCGCGGACCUCUCGCCGUUCAACACCUACAACCCCGAGCUUGCCUCCGGGGCGCCGGUGGCCGCCGCGGCCACCGCCGGUCGCGGGAAGGGCAAGAGCGCCGACGGCGACGGCAAGGGGUGGGGGAAGCGGAUACUGCACCACCUCGGCGAGCGCGUGCGGGACAAGAAGUUCAGCGUGCGCUGGGAGGGCAUGUUCUGCCUCGCGCGCAUGUGGAACAUGGCGUACGCGGACAUUGCGGCGGGCAACGAGAUUGUCACGGCGCAGCUGGGGUGGAUCCCGAGCAAGAUCCUCGACACGUUCUACAUCAACGACGCCGAGGUCAAUGUGCUGCUCGACCAUGUGCUCUUUGGCGUGCUGCUGCCCGUCAACUAUCCGCCGAUCGAGAAGGAGUCGAAGCUUGUCGUUUCUGCCGGGGAGAAUGGUGGGGGCAGCAGCAGCAGGAAGGGGAAGGAGAAGGAGGCGGAGAAGGAGCGCGAGAGGGAGAUUGCGGAGGGGGAUAAGAUUAGGGUCAUGAGGCUGCUGGUGCUGGUGAAGGGGCUUGAUGUGAAGGCGAAGAAGGCGCUGUUUGCGGUCCCGUUGAGGCAGAUUAGUUAUGCGAAGGUGAUGGAUGUGUUUUUGAAGAGCUGUGAGGAUUAUAAUGGCGGCGUAAUGGACAAGGACGUGGAAGAAGAGGGCGUCAAGCGCGCGCUCAACAAGUUUAUAGAAUGGCUCUCGCAGAAGCUCCCCGACACGCCCAAGGCCAAAGAAAACCUACUCAAGUUUGCGAAGCUCCACGACCGCCGCUGCUACCAACUCAUCCGCUUCUGCUUCUCGCCCGACUCGGACUACCGCACGGUCGUCAAGGCGCUCAAAGAGAUCAAGAAGCGCAUCUCCGAAGCACCAGGCACCGCGCCCACAAUAAUGGAGACCCUCACACCACUGCUAUACCGCGUCUCGCAGCUAAUCUACAACAAGUCGCACGUCCCGCACAUUGUCGAGUUCUCACGCACCGACGAGGCCUCCCUCUCCGCCGUCGCCCACGAGGUACUCAAAGAAAUGUCCUCGUCCAACCCCGCAGUCUUCAAAGCAAACGUAAAGGCACUCUCCGACCUCCUCCAAGAACAGUCCUCCGCCCGCUCACCAACAGACUCCGCCGGCGCCGUAGACACCCUCAAGGCGUGCGCGGGCUUCGCAAAGAGCUACCCCGCCGACAUGCCGCAAGAGCGCAAGCUCCUACAAGCCCUCGUCGGCUUCGCGCUCACGGGGCAGCCGCCCGCUGCGGCGAAACACGCGGUCAGUAUCCUGAUGUACUCGGCCAAGCGGCGCGACAUGUACGCCGCGGACCUGAUCCGGCGGUGUGUUCGCGAUUUCGAGUUUGGCGGGGAGCACUUUCUGGCGAAGCUGGCGUGUCUGGCGCAGCUGGUGCUGCUGGCGCCGGCGCAGUGCGAGGAGGAGAAUGAUGCGAUUAUGGAUAUUGCCAAGGACGUGCUGCUGAAGGUGCGGGCGCCGGCGGGGGAGGAGGAGAGGGGUGGUGGUGGGGGGGACGGGGAGGGGGGGGGAUGGAGGAGGCGGUGGGCGAGGGAGGCGGAGGAGUUUAGGAGGACGAAGGUGCCUGAGGCGGUGCUGAAGAUGUUGAUGCAGUUGGUGGUGAAGGAGGGGGAGUUGAGUAUUGAUGAGGAUACGCCCCGCGCUCACAAAUCCCGCCUCCGCCUCUCCGCCGCACUCUCAAUCCUCAAACUCGCCUCCAGCAAAAUCUACGACGACCUCAUCACGCCCACAGACUUCAACCGCCUCGCCUGCGUCAUCCAAGACCACUGCACCGAGGUCCGCGCCCGCUUCGUCGACAAGGUGAAAAAAUACCUCGCCUCCUCGCGCCUGGGCAACAGGUUCUACACAAUCAUCUUCCUCAUGGCCUACGAGCCCGUGCCCGAGAUGCGCGACGCCGCCGUCACGUGGGUCAAGGCGCGCACAGCGAGUAUGCGGAAGGCGAAUGCGGCGGGAAAUGUCAUGGAGGCGGUGUUUGCGAGGCUGUUGAGCCUGCUGGCGCAUCAUCCGGAUUUUGGCACGCAGGUGGAGGAUUUGGCGGAUUUUGCGAAAUACAUCCUCUUCUACCUCACGGCUGUCGCGAGCGAGGAGAACGUCAGCCUCAUCUACCACGUCGCACAGCGCGUCAAGCAGUUCCGCGACGGGCUGAGUCCGAAUAACAGCGAGAACCUCUACUACCUCUCCGAGCUCGCCCAGGCCGUGAUCCGCCGCUACGCCGAGCACCACCACUGGACGAUCCAAACCUGGCCCGGCAAGAUCCGCCUCCCCGCGGGUCUCUUCAUGCCCAUGCAGAGCGCCGAGCAGUCGCUCGAGGUCUCCCGCAGCACCUACCUACCCGAGGAAAUCGAGCUGCGCCUCGACGCGCUCAUCAAGCCCAAGAGCGCGCGCCACGGCGGCGCCCACGGCGCCGGCGGUAAGAAGCGUAAAAGCGACCCCAAUGCCCCACGCGGCACCGCCAGCACCCCCGCGAAGAAGAAGUACAAAGCCGCUGCGGCCACGCCCGCGGGGGAGAGCGCCGAGAAGAGGAAGGUAGGGAGGCCGCCGAAGACGCCGAAGCAGGCGCCGUCGGAUGCGGAGCGGAGGAGGAGCGGGAGGUCGACGACGAAGGUGAAGUAUGUGGAGGAUGACGACGAUGAGGAGGAGACUGUGGAGGCAGAGAGCGAUGAGGAUAGUGAUGUGGAGAUGGGGGAUGCGGGGAGCGACGGCGCCGCCGACGAUGAGGAGGAGGAGGAGGAGGAUGCGGCGGCGGCGGUAAAAACAAGGAAGGAGAAGCCGGCGCCGGCGAAGCGCGGGAGAAAACCUCGGGGGGAGAGGAUACUGGAUGAGGAGGAGGCGGCGGCGAGCGCGACGCCGGUAAGGGGGAAGAAGGCGAAAGCUACAACCGCAGCUGUUGAACCAAUGCAAGAAGACGCGGCGGAGGCCGAGAAAGAGGCCGAGAAGGAUGCAGAGCCCGAGAAGGAGCCGGAGACCGAAGAGGCCGAUGCGCCGGCGCCCUCAUCGCCGCAAAAGAAGAUCACGCCGAUGAAGCGCGGGCGGGGGCGGCCAAAGCGCGGUGGUGCGGCGGCGUCGUCGCCGGAGCCGACGGCGACUGUAGUGGUUGCGGAGCGGAAACUGGCGAGGGGGGGGCGCAAGACGAGGGCGUCGGGGACGGUGACGGUGGCGGCGGUUAAUGGGACGAAUGGGAGUGCGGGUGCGGGUGCGGGUGCGGCGGCGGCGGCGGCGGCGGCGGUGGAGCAUGAGGAUAGUAGUGAGCUUUCGGAGCCGCCGAGUGAUGGCGAGUAG